Pistacia vera is the source of this 618-nucleotide messenger RNA. RefSeq lists its product as uncharacterized. The record is from RefSeq and is a predicted model, not a curated record. NCBI's taxonomy places the organism in Eukaryota, Viridiplantae, Streptophyta, Magnoliopsida, Sapindales, Anacardiaceae. Gene Ontology annotation, cellular component: nucleus.
AUGGAUUGGUCAACUGGUGGUAAUGCUGACGGAAAGGCAGACAAACUGACGGUUGUUUUGAUAAGAACUGCUAGCGAUACGGAUCAUACAGAAAUAGAGAAGCUCGUGGCGGAAGUGGUACGCUAUGUCAUUUUCAAAACUCAUCAGAACUCGGGAUGUCCGAUUAAGAGAGAGGAACUUGUUCACUUGGUUAAAAACUAUUCUCAGCGUAAUCUUCCUGCUUUUGUGAUUAAUGCGGCCAGCGAGAAGCUCUCAAGCGUUUUUGGCUAUGAAUUGAGAGAGCUUCAAAGGUCCCGUCCUGCCUCAGCAAAUCUCGGUCGACCUUCUCAAAACACUCUGAUGAUGUACUGUCCAGGUGUUGCGACCCAAAAUCUAUAUUCUUGUAAGUCAGCUACCGCCAGAGUUGUAAAGAAAUAUGUUGAAGAUGUAAAUACAGCACAUCUAACUGGUUUUACGUUUGUUAUAGUUAGUAUUGUGCAUCUUGCUGGAGGCAAAAUCCCAGAAGAAAAUCUUUGGCGCCAUUUAAAGCGCAUGGGAUUGUGUGAAAAUGAUGUAAACCAUCCGGUGUUUGGAAAUAUCAAGCAAGCAUUGGAGACACUGGUCCAGCAAAGAGUCUAA